Molecule: messenger RNA, 1694 nt
Organism: Magnolia sinica
Lineage: Eukaryota; Viridiplantae; Streptophyta; Magnoliopsida; Magnoliales; Magnoliaceae
Product: glucose-1-phosphate adenylyltransferase small subunit, chloroplastic/amyloplastic-like
Exons: 9
Coding region: 1-1569 (522 amino acids)
Biological process (GO): glycogen biosynthetic process
Molecular function (GO): glucose-1-phosphate adenylyltransferase activity
Source: RefSeq, a predicted model, not a curated record
AUGAUGAUAGCGUCCAUUGCAUUGUCCCAAAUCCCAAUGCCGAAUUCCUCAUAUCACAUUUCAAAAUUUUCAACGCCAUUCCUAAGGCCUCCAAAUCAAAGCCUCGCAUCCUCUUCUGCAUCUCAUCUCUAUGGGGAAAAGCUCCCUCCAAAAGUGAUUUUCACUCUCCGUAAAAUCUCUUUCGAUUUCAGAACCCCUGUCCUAGUUUCUCCGAAAGCGGUUUCUGAUUCUCAGAAUACGCAAACAUGCCUCGACCCAAACGCCAGCCGAAGUGUCUUGGGAAUUAUACUUGGUGGUGGUGCCGGGACCCGUCUAUACCCUCUUACAAAAAAGAGAGCAAAACCCGCUGUUCCUUUAGGAGCAAAUUACAGGUUGAUUGAUAUUCCUGUAAGUAACUGCUUGAACAGUAACGUAUCAAAGAUCUACGUUCUUACGCAAUUUAAUUCUGCGUCACUUAAUCGCCACCUUUCACGAGCAUAUGGAGGCAGCAUGGGCGGAUAUAAGGACCAAGGGUUUGUUGAAGUUCUUGCUGCUCAACAGAGCCCUGAGAACCCAAACUGGUUCCAGGGAACAGCUGAUGCUGUAAGGCAGUAUUUAUGGCUUUUUGAGGAACAUAAUGUUAUGGAAUUCCUGGUUCUUGCUGGAGAUCAUCUAUAUCGAAUGGAUUACGAGAGAUUUGUUCAAGCACACAGAGAAACUGAUGCAGAUAUCACUGUGGCUUCACUGCCGAUGGAUGAAAAGCGUGCCACUUCAUUUGGACUCAUGAAGAUCAAUGAAGAAGGUCGUAUAGUUGAAUUUGCAGAGAAACCAAAAGGAGAUGAGUUGCAAGCAAUGAAGGUCGAUACUACUAUUUUAGGCCUUGACAAUGAGAGGGCUAGACAUAUGCCUUUCAUUGCAAGCAUGGGUAUUUAUGUGUUCAGCAAAGACGUGAUGCUGCAGCUACUAAGAGACAAGUUCCCUGAAGCGAAUGAUUUUGGAAGUGAAGUUAUUCCUGGUGCAACCUCUAUUGGAAUGAGGGUGCAAGCCUACUUGUAUGAUGGCUACUGGGAAGAUAUUGGUACCAUUGAGGCUUUCUAUAAUGCAAAUUUAGGGAUCACCAAAAAGCCUUUACCAGAUUUCAGCUUUUAUGAUCGUACUUCUCCUAUCUAUACACAAGCACGAUAUUUACCGCCUUCCAAGAUGCUUGAUGCUGAUGUUACGGAGAGUGUUAUUGGGGAGGGCUGCGUGAUUAAAAAUUGCAAAAUUCAUCAUUCUGUAGUCGGGCUUCGUUCUUGCAUUUCAGAGGGUGCAAUCAUUGAAGACACAUUGCUGAUGGGAGCAGAUUACUAUGAGACGGACGAGGACAUGGAAUUUCUCGCUGCAAGAGGUAGCAUUCCAAUGGGCAUUGGAAAGAACACCCACAUCAAAAGAGCAAUCAUCGACAAGAAUGCUCGCAUCGGAGAAAAUGUGAAGAUCAUCAACCACGAUAACGUGCAAGAAGCGGCUAGGGAAACAGAUGGGUACUUCAUCAAGAGUGGAAUUGUUACCAUAAUCAAAGACGCUUUGAUACCUAGUGGUACCGUCAUUUAAAAGCGGUCCGCCUUUUGAGUAAAUGGUAAGAAAGAGUCUCGAUUCCCUCGAUUUCUGUUUUUUCAGUUUGAGUAUAAUUUACAUUGCCCUUGCAGUAUAUGAGGCAUUCGGAUAAGGUAGGAGGA